Messenger RNA from Apis cerana (Asiatic honeybee), 1969 nucleotides. RefSeq names its product homeobox protein Hox-B1a. Gene Ontology annotation, cellular component: nucleus. Gene Ontology annotation, molecular function: RNA polymerase II cis-regulatory region sequence-specific DNA binding; DNA-binding transcription factor activity, RNA polymerase II-specific. Gene Ontology annotation, biological process: regulation of transcription by RNA polymerase II. Lineage: Eukaryota; Metazoa; Arthropoda; Insecta; Hymenoptera; Apidae. The record is from RefSeq and is a predicted model, not a curated record.
AUGAUGAUGAUGGACAUGGGCAUGUACGGAACUUACGGCAAGCCUGACUCGUAUCCCAACUACGUUUGCACGGGUCAAGGGAAUCAUCAUCACCAUCAUCAUCAUCACCACCACCACCAAACCGCGGCCGGGGGCCACGUGCCCGUCCCGGCCUCGCCCGAGCUGGCCCCGACCCACUACUUCCCCCAGUCGGCGGUCUCCCCUUACUCCUCCUCCUCCUCGGAGAGCUUCCUCGCCGCGGAAUCGGCCGCUUCCUCCGGCACCCCGCCCCAGCAAACCUUCUACUCCCCGUCGGCCGUGCUGCACGAGGACGGAUCCGCGAUCAUCUCCUCCGAGAACGGGCUGAGUUACACGAAUUUGGACUACACCGCCUCCUCCUCCUCCACCUCCCCCCCGACCCCCUCGUACGGAAAUGGAUCGGCGGAUCCUCACCACCAGGGCUACCACCACCACCACCACCACCACCACCACGUCCAGCAAACGGGGUACACCAGGGAUCACCACCACCACCACCAUCACCACCACGACCCCCAGCAAUCGGCGGGGAACGUGCACCCGCAGGGCGCCUCGAUGAUGACCCACGCGACGAGGAGCACGGCCGAGCACGAGAGCCAGCACCACCACCACCAGUUGCACCACCACCAUCACCACCACCAGUCAUCGUCAUCCUCUAGUCAUCACCAUCACCAUCACAACGAGGCCGAGUAUCAACAGCUUCCGGUGGCCGGAGGCGCCACGUCCAAUUACAUCCACCAGAUACAAACGGCGCCCGAGGAUUCGUUGCACUAUCACUCGCAGAUACGUCAGAACGAUUAUAACGUGGGGGGGCACUACAAGGAGGAGAGUCAGUCGGAUCCGUCGUGCUAUCAAAUCUCGCUGCAGCAAACGUCGGCGGGCCAGCAUCCCCAGCACCUUCAGCAUCAUCAUCAGCAGCAGCAGCAGCAGCACCAUCCUCAAUCGCAGCAGCAGCAGCAGCAGCCGCACGUACCUACGUACAAGUGGAUGCAAGUGAAGAGAAACGUGCCCAAGCCAGUCGCAGCAAAGACAAAUCCAAAUGUUGGAGAAUAUGGCGGCAGCACUGGUGGGAACGCGUCUCCGUACGCCACCACGGCGAACGGUCCAGUGAACUGUCUUACCGGUGGACCUAUGGCCGGUAUUGCAGGUAGCUUCAACAAUACCGGCCGAACCAACUUCACAAACAAGCAACUUACAGAACUCGAAAAAGAAUUCCAUUUCAACAAGUACCUGACUAGAGCGAGACGUAUUGAAAUCGCGUCAGCGUUGCAACUAAACGAAACACAAGUGAAAAUUUGGUUCCAAAACAGAAGAAUGAAACAGAAAAAGAGAAUGAAGGAAGGCUUAAUACCAGCUGAGAGUACGACUAUAAGCUCACUCAGUGGCGCUAGAAGUUCAAGUAAUUCACCAACUAGUUCUUCGAGUCAUGAAACCAGUGGACUCGGUUUAUCUAGUUUUACAAGCGAUAACAGUCGGGAAUCACCACCUUCUUCCUCAAAAGAUUGACGCGUUCCUUGCUGCAGCAACGAACGUCUAUAUGGCCUACGACUUAACGAUGAUUGGUGAAAACUAAAAGAAUAAAAAAAUGUUAUUUUAAAUCGCGUGACUUGAAUUUACAUUGAAUUUUCUUGCUGCAGCAGCAAUAGUAAUUAUAGUAUUUCCAAUUUUACUAGAACGAAAUCAUUAUAAUAAUAUAUAAUAGUCUUUUGGCGAUCUUGAAAAUUAUCAAAAUUAAUCGAACAUAGAUUAGAAAUUGAACGAUGUAUGUACUACUUAUGUGAAUUAUUUAUUUUUGAUUGAGUUAUAUACUGUAAAAACAGUGUGAACAGAAUUCCCGAAAGGUUACCAUAUACCUCAGUUUGUGUAAAUGGUAUAACAAUAUUUAUAUAUAAUUAUAAAUACCAAUGAUAUUGAUCAUGGCAUAUUAAAAAAAAAAAAAAAAAAAAAAAAAAAA